Ananas comosus (pineapple) is the source of this 3349-nucleotide messenger RNA. RefSeq names its product glutamate receptor 3.1-like. Bases 327 to 3074 code for a protein of 915 amino acids. Lineage: Eukaryota; Viridiplantae; Streptophyta; Magnoliopsida; Poales; Bromeliaceae. The record is from RefSeq and is a predicted model, not a curated record. Gene Ontology annotation, molecular function: signaling receptor activity; ligand-gated monoatomic ion channel activity. Gene Ontology annotation, cellular component: plasma membrane. The transcript is spliced from 7 exons.
ACCUCUUACCAUUAGAGCCAUAGCCUACUUACCCCCUCUCUCUCUCUCUCUCUCUCUCUCUCAAUAUCAUUACUUUGUUGUGUCAAUGGGAUUCUUUAUUCUCCCACCAUAUCAAAGAUUUGAUCUUGCCAUGCAAAACAUGCUACUUUUCCUGCUUUGAUGUGUGCCCAAGUUGAGCUCCACUUUUUUCCAGCAAAUACAUGCCAUUUAUUUCUCAUGGGUAAUCCAUUUUUCUAACCAAAUUUUCUCUCUACAAGCAUUAGGGUGUUCCCCCCAACUCUUGAUAGAAAAGGAGUAAUUUGAGCUAUUGUAACACUUGGCCAACAAUGAAAUUGGCUUUUGCUUUAGUUUUGGCUCUCUAUUUAGGCCUAUUUUCUACUGCAUUAUGUAGAAAUAUUUCUUCUAGGCCUUCUAUAGUGAACAUUGGAGCUGUAUUCGCAUUCAACUCGACAAUUGGGCGUGUCAUGAACGUCGCCAUCGAUGCCGCCGUGGACGAUGUGAACUCCGAUCCCAGUGUUCUCAAAGGAUCGAAGCUCGUCGUCACGAAGAGUGACACAAAUUGUGAUGGGUUCCUUGGCACCAUUGAAGUUCUUCAGUUCAUGGAGACUGAUAUUGUCGCGGUCGUGGGCCCGCAGUGUUCCACCAUUGCUCAUAUCAUUUCAUACAUUGCAAAUGAGCUCCAUGUCCCUCUCCUCUCCUUUGCGACCGAUCCGACCCUUUCGUCCAUUCAAUUCCCCUUUUUCGUUCGAAGCACUCAAAAUGAUCUUUUCCAAAUGACUGCGAUAGCUGAGAUGGUCGACUACUACCAGUGGAGGCAAGUAAUCGCUAUCUACGUCGACGACGAGUAUGGCAGAAAUGGUAUAGCCGCAUUAGGCGAUGAACUCGCAGAGCGGCGCUGCAAAAUCUCUUAUAAAGCUGUAUUUUCGCCCGUGGCCACUCCUAGUGACAUUCUUGAUUUAUUAGUUAGUGUUGCAUUGAUGGAGUCGCGAAUCAUCGUUCUCCACGCGAAUCCGACUUUCGGGAAGAUAGUUUUCUCUGUGGCCAACCGUCUUAAGAUGAUGGGGAACGGGUAUGUGUGGAUUGCGACAGAUUGGCUUUCUAGUUUUCUCGAUACUUAUUCGCCCCUCCCUUCUGAAACAAUGAACAAUAUGCAAGGAGUUCUCACAUUACGGCAACACACGGCCGAUACAAAGAUGAAGAGCGCCUUAGUUUCGAAUUGGAAAAUGCUAACCAAAAAGUACAGUAAUGCGGUUUUCGGACUUAAUGCUUACGGCUUAUAUGCUUACGAUGCUGUAUGGGCAGUUGCCAAGGCUCUAGAUGCCUUUUUCGAUGACGGUGGAGUGAUCUCGUUUUCUAAUGAUACGAGGUUGAAGGAGGCAAAUGGUAGCAAUCUACAUCUUGAAGCACUGAGCAUAUUUGAUGGAGGGAAUCUUCUUCGUGACGAGAUUCGGAAGAUAAAUUUUACAGGAGUAACUGGGCAGUUUCAGUUUGAUUCUGAUGGCUUUCUCAUACAUCCUGCUUAUGAUAUUAUCAAUAUAAUAGGUAGUGGGUCACGCAUAAUCGGUUAUUGGUCCAACUAUUCUGGGUUGUCGGUUGUGCCGCCCGAAACCCUCUAUUCGAAACCAUCAAAUCAUUCUUUGGCAAAUAAUCAGCUACACAGUGUGAUUUGGCCAGGGGAAACAACCGAAAAGCCCCGAGGAUGGUCUUUUCCUUACAACGCAAAGGAGUUGAGAAUCGGCGUUCCAAAUAGAGUUGGCUUCCGCGAGUUUGUCUCUAAAGAUCCGACCACAAACACGGUGAAGGGUUACUGCAUCGAUGUGUUUACCUCUGCAGUUGCGUUGCUGCCGUAUGCUGUUCCAUACAAGUUCAUACCUUUUGGGAAUGGACACCAAAAUCCAAAUUACUAUGAACUUGUCAAUAUGGUGGCAUUAAAUGUAUUUGAUGCUGUUGUAGGCGACAUUGCAAUCGUUACAAACCGGACGAAACUCGUGGAUUAUACACAGCCAUACAUUGAAUCAGGUCUUGUGGUAUUGGCCCCAGUUAAGAAGCGUACCUCAAAUGCGUGGGCUUUCCUGCAACCGUUUAAACUAGGGAUGUGGUGCAUCACGGCCCUGUCUUUCUUUAUUGUGGGAGCAGUUAUCUGGAUUCUUGAGCAUAGGAUCAACGACGACUUCCGCGGGCCUCCGAAAAAACAACUAGUCACCAUAUUCUGGUUCAGCUUCUCAACUCUAUUUUUCGCACAUAGAGAGAACACCGUAAGCACGUUAGGGCGCGCAGUGCUGCUAAUAUGGCUCUUCGUGGUUCUGAUCAUUCAGUCUAGCUACACAGCUAGCUUGACAUCGAUCCUCACGGUGCAACAACUCUCUUCUCCUAUAAAAGGAAUCUACAGCUUGAUAGCUGGCGACGAACCUAUCGGGUUUCAAGUGGGUUCUUUUGCUGAAAAUUAUAUGGUGGAGGAGCUCGGAAUUUCGAGGUCGAGGCUCAAACCUCUUGGCUCCCCACAAGAGUACGCAAAUGCCCUCGAAUUGGGCCCAGAAAAUGGAGGUGUCGCUGCUGUGGUGGACGAACGGCCUUAUAUUGAGCUAUUUCUGGCAAAGGAAUGCCGGUUUUCCAUCAUUGGUUCUGAAUUCACCAAAAGUGGCUGGGGAUUUGUGUUCCCAAGAGACUCGCCUCUAGCCGUGGACAUGUCGACCGCCAUCCUGAGACUCUCCGAGAACGGCGACCUCCAGAGGAUCCACGACAAGUGGCUGACCAACGAGGUGUGCAGAUCAGAGACCAACGAGAUCGAUUCGGAGCGUCUGCACCUCAGCAGCUUCUGGGGCCUGUUCCUCAUCUGCGGGGUUGCAUGCUUUGUCGCGCUCGCCAUUCACUUCUUUAUCAUGCUGCGCCGGUUCAUCCGCCACACGCCUCCUGACGAUUCCGAGCCGUCUGUUGGAGGGCUCUCGAGAUCCGGGCGGAGCAUUAAGAAGUUCUUCUCAUUUGUCGACGAGAGGGAAGAAGAACCAAAGAGAAGGUCGACGCAAAGGCAGGCACAGAGGCCGACGAGCAAUGUCGUGGUUGAUAUUGAAAGUUAGCAUCGAAAUAAUGCUCUGAAAAAUAUAUCGAAAGAGCAUUCAUAUACGAAACUCGAGUUCAUGUUAGUAGUUUUACAUUCAUAAGCACAAAAUCAUCUAUAGUUCCUGUACCACUAUGUAUGUGUUACGAAAAUAGUUAUGCCAACUCUAAACCGAUUUUCUGACGGCAAGUUAUACUCUGAGAAUGAUUGCCAUCAAUAGAUUUUUUUCCAAGAAGAAUUCGGUGGUUUCAAUCACACUUCACUGAAUUCAUUGGAUGACCUGGUAUUGUUGAA